GGCGCAUCGAUAGGGGGCAUCCGACUUAAACAAGAGAACAUCUUAUUAACAAACAUGACAGCUUCCUUGCUAACAUUUGUAAAUAGAACCGAUUACCACCAUGGGGACAGAUAAGACCAAUCGAGAUACAAGCCGGGAACAUGGACAGUCGGAUAGAUCAAAAACCAGAUUGAGUGAUAGUCGUACAGCCAGUGGAGGAAAGCCGUCAUCGAUCUCGAGAAUAGAACAUGCUUCUCGAUAUGCUUCUGACUCGGAGGAAGACGGGAAGCGUCGAGGGAAGCGGAAACGUCGCCAUAGUUCAUCCAGCAGAUCAUCGUCCUCAUCUUCCUCAUCCUCUUCCUCGUCCUCUUCCUCGUCGUCGUCGUUUUCAUCAUCAUCAUCAUCUUCUUCAUCGUCGUCAUCCUCUUCUUGUGAAGAAAGGAAACGACGCUCGAGUACUAAGCAGAGGAAGAAGAAGAAACAUCCCAGAGAGCUGAAAAGAAAGAAGACAAAACUGAAAAAGGCUGCGAAAUCUCCAAUGCAACUCUCCAAGUAUUUGAAAGAUAAAGGUAGUGGCCACCACAGUGCUAUUUCAGGGAGGAAGAUUAAACUGAAAGUAAAGAAAUCAAGGAAAGACAAGGAGAGGGAAAAGAACAGAAAACAGCUCCUGGACUUUCUCAAUGAGACUGUAUGACUGAGCGAAACAUCUUGCAUCCAGAUUCACUUUGUCAUGGUAGUAGAACGCAGAAUUUACGUACGCACAUUGUGGAUCAUUUUUAAGCAUCGAGCGUAAGCGUGUUCCAUGCAAGAUAAGCAUAUAUAA
Messenger RNA from Priapulus caudatus, 802 nucleotides. RefSeq names its product zinc finger CCHC domain-containing protein 10-like. The record is from RefSeq and is a predicted model, not a curated record. The coding region runs from base 101 to 673 and encodes 190 amino acids. The transcript has 6 exons. Lineage: Eukaryota; Metazoa; Priapulida; Priapulimorpha; Priapulimorphida; Priapulidae.